Messenger RNA from Scophthalmus maximus (turbot), 1326 nucleotides. RefSeq names its product probable G-protein coupled receptor 141 (gene gpr141). Gene Ontology annotation, biological process: G protein-coupled receptor signaling pathway. The transcript is spliced from 2 exons. The record is from RefSeq and is a predicted model, not a curated record. Gene Ontology annotation, cellular component: membrane. The coding region runs from base 243 to 1139 and encodes 298 amino acids. Gene Ontology annotation, molecular function: oxysterol binding; G protein-coupled receptor activity. NCBI's taxonomy places the organism in Eukaryota, Metazoa, Chordata, Actinopteri, Pleuronectiformes, Scophthalmidae.
AAGAGGACUGUGGUUUCUGACAACACACACAGACACAGACACACACACACACACACAAUCACACUACGUUUUUGCAACCCUAACUUCCACUUGCAGUUGACACAUGUUCACACUCGCUCUCACACACACAGAUAAAGAGCUUUUCCCGUGCUCAUCGACACAUCGUGGAGAUGGUGUGACGUCGAAGACAUUCAAAGAAAUUAACACAGCAAUCGGCAGCCGGCUCUUGUCUUGACCAAAAGAUGAACUCCACAGUAGUCCAGAGUCCCAUGGGGAGCACGGACUCCUCGCCCUCGAACAACGAAGAUGCCGUCGAGUACCGCACAGUCCUCCUGGCCAUCUUCCCCGUGGUCCUGGUCAGCGGUACCAUCAGCCUGAGCCUGAUGACGCACAUCUUGAAGUCCAGCUCCACGUCCAUCACCUCCAUCGCGGUGCUCAACCUCAUCUUCGCCCACUUCGUCUUCCUCGUCACGGUGCCCUUCAGGAUCUACUACUACGUGACUCAGCACUGGGGCCUGGGCUUCACUUGGUGCAAAGUCGUCAGCGCCAUGAUCCACAUCCACAUGUACAUGUCGUUCAUCUUCUACGUGGUCAUCCUCAUCACGCGCCUGAUGGCCUUCUACCACAAGGCCGAGCAGCAGGCCUCCUUCCGGAGCAUCCACGCGCUCCUCGUCAGUGGCGUGGUGUGGAUGGGGGUGCUCGUCCUGGUCCCUUGCAUCAUGUACUUUUCCUACGGCAGGGACACCGGGGACAACGGCGAGAAGAAUGGCACAUUGUGCUUCCACUUUGGGAGAAACAUCAAGUCUGGCGCCAAGGUGUUCAACUACAUAGUGAGCAUGCUUAUCAUAGUGGUGGCCGCCGUGCUGACGGCGCUCCAGGCAAACGUCCUGAGGGUCUUGUACAGGGAGCAUCGCCAGGGGUGCACCUCGCAGCAGGAUUUCGACGCGCAGCUCAAGAGCCUGUGCUUCGCCCUCGUCAUGGUGGUCUGCUUCAUCCCCUACCACGUGUUUCGACUCCACUACCUGGAAAACAUUCACCUGCAGCACAUCAACGAGGUGUUCCUGAGUCUGACCACUUUCAACUGUCUGGACAUGCUCACCUUUUUGGGGAGGAGAACCUUCUUAUGUGCGUCUUGGUGAAGGGCUUGUGUGUGUGAGGGGGGGGGGCAAGGGCAAGGGGGGGGGGAGCGGUAUUUUUAUGCAGAAAUAAGAAUAUAUAUGUGUAUCCUGUGUGUUCCACUGUAUUUGCUAAUAUGUAACCCCUACUCACAUAGCUGAAGUGUGCAGCUUCAAAGCUGGGAAGAGAAAUAAAUGUCUAAAAUCAUUA